UUUUGAUUUUCUGGUAUACCUUAUAUUUAAAUUUAAAAAUUAUUUUUGGUUAAUAAAAUAAUCUUGCUGCUGGAAUGAAUAAUUCCAUAUGGCUUCGGAGAAAGAACUGACAUUAAUUUAAAAAUACGGACGUUGGUUACUUGGUCAUGGAUGUGAUUCUAAAGAAGAAGCUUGGUGUAAUUUUGGUUGAGGUUAAUAUCUUUAAAAUAAUGGCGUUGGUCCUGGUUGUGGUCCUGGCUGAGGUUCCGGUUCUGGCUGUGGUUGUGGUUCUGGUUGAGGAGAGCCAGUAGGAGGGUAACUAGGGUGAGUAGGAGUGUGGCUAGGAUGAGUAUGGUGACUAGGAUGAGUAUGGUGACUAGGGUGAGUAUGGUGACUUGGGUGAGUAUGGUGACUUGGGUGAGUAUGGUGACUAGGGUGAGUAUGGUGACUUGGGUGAGUAUGGUGACUUGGGUGAGUAUGGUGACUUGGGUGAGUAUGGUGACUUGGGUGAGUAGGGUGACUUGUAGGGGUGUGAGUAGGGUGAGUAUGGUGACUAGGAUGAGUAUUGUGACUAGGAUGAGUAUGGUGACUAGGAUGCGUAUUGUGGCUAGGGUGAGUAUGGUGACUAGGGUGAGUAUUGUGACUUGGGUGAGUAUGGUGACUAGGAUGCGUAUUGUGACUAGGAUGAGUAUGGUGACUAGGAUGCGUAUUGUGGCUAGGGUGAGUAUGGUGACUAGGGUGAGUAUUGUGACUUGGGUGAGUAUGGUGACUAGGAUGCGUAUUGUGGCUAGGGUGAGUAUGGUGACUUGGGUGAGUAUUGUGACUUGGGUGAGUAGGGUGACUUGUAGGGUCAGCCACCGAACUUGUAGGCUGUUAAAAGAAAAUAUUAGGUAAUUAAUAUUUAUUUGCCGUCCAUUUUUAAAUAAAUAUUGAAAAAAUAUAUUGUUAUUAA
Messenger RNA from Psylliodes chrysocephalus, 931 nucleotides. The record is from the annotation of a GenBank genome assembly. NCBI's taxonomy places the organism in Eukaryota, Metazoa, Arthropoda, Insecta, Coleoptera, Chrysomelidae.